Messenger RNA from Penicillium canescens, 1917 nucleotides. RefSeq names its product putative chromatin assembly factor 1 subunit A. The transcript is spliced from 3 exons. Gene Ontology annotation, cellular component: nucleus; CAF-1 complex. Gene Ontology annotation, biological process: nucleosome assembly. NCBI's taxonomy places the organism in Eukaryota, Fungi, Ascomycota, Eurotiomycetes, Eurotiales, Aspergillaceae. The record is from RefSeq and is a predicted model, not a curated record. The coding region runs from base 1 to 1917 and encodes 638 amino acids.
AUGGAGCCCAACGCCAGUCUAUCACCGAUGCCGCCGGCCCAACCAAUUCACGGCUCACCAUCAGCAGGACCGAGAAAACGUUCUAUCCAUGAAGUUGAUGAUGCGGCGACCCCUUCUCCAAAGCCGAAGCGUACAUUGACUGAAUAUACUGCCGAGAAUCAGGAGAACCGUGAUCCUUCGCUGCCUUCACAAUCGGAUGAGGUUCUUCCUCCGACGGAUAAUUUCAGGAAUUCGUUCCAACGGCCGACAGUUGAGAUUGUUGUGAGGAAGUCUUCUAGUGGUCAGAACUCUCCGAAGACCGCCUCGAACCCGGAGCUAGAUACUCCGACUUCUAAGAAACGAAAGGCGACGACGGCUACCAAAGAUGCUAAACAGCAAGAAAAGGAUGUGAAGGAGCGCCAGAAACAGGAGGAGAAGGCGAAGAAGGAAGAAGAGAAGGCCAAGAGGGAAGAGGAAAAGGCCAAGAAAGAAGAAGAGAAGCGAUUGAAGGCUGAAGAGAAAAAGAAGCGCGACGCCGAGCGUGACGAAGAAAAGCGGAAGCGGGAAGCUGAACGAGAGGAAGAGAAGAAACAGCGAGAAGAAAAGAAGAAGGCCAAGGAGGAUGAAAAGGCUGCUAAAGAGGCUGCCAAAGAAGAGGAGAAACGCAAGAAGGACGAGGAGAAGGAGAAGAAGGCGCGAUCACAAAUGAGGUUGAACUCUUUCUUCGCCAAACCUCCGGCCGACUCCGCUUCUUUGGGGCAGAGCAAAACUACUGUUUCGCCCGGGAAACCUUUAGCUUCGACUGAUAUCAUUCAUGAAACGCCCCCGGUCCAGAAAUCGGACUAUGAGCGGGCAUUUCCCGCCUUCUUCUUACAGUCACAUACAACUGUUGCACCCUCCCAUCGCUUUGAGCGUGACUGUGGAUCACUAGAGCACGUACGCCAAACCAUUGAUGCGUGUCUGAAUGCUGAUACCUCCGCACAACCACGACCCUUCCGCCCCUCUGAGGUUUUUCAUAUGAUUCCAUUCCAUCGUAAGAGAGAUCGAGCGGCCGCGUCCGUGAAAGAUAUCCUUUUACAGCUACAAAAAGCCGAGGAAGAUUCAACGCAUCUCCCCCAGAAUCAGAGCAGUGGGACUUGUACGAAACCAGAAGAUCUUUUGCGCAGAGUACCUAUGAAGUCACUGAAGUUCGGCGAGGAUAUACGCCCUCCCUAUCAGGGAACAUAUACUCGUCGUGUGUCCGCGUCAUCUGCCAAAAGACUUUCACGAAACCCAUACUAUCGAGGCCUGCCGGAUACAGAUUACGAUUAUGACUCGGAAGCGGAGUGGGAAGAGCCCGAAGAGGGCGAAGAGCUGGACUCAGAAGAAGAAGAAGAAGGCAGUGACGACGGCGACGAUGACCUCGACGGUUUCCUCGAUGAUGAAGACGAUGCUCCUGCUGACGGCAAGCGUCGCUUAAUUGUCGGUGACCUCGAACCUGUUUGCAGUGGGAUUCAGUGGGCUGCCAAUGGAGUUGAUCCCGAGCUCCAGGUAUAUCAGAUUCAAACCAUCUCCGACGCGGUCAAGUUCCCCAUCGAUCCUUUUUCAACUGCCUACUGGGAAAAGUCCAAGCAAGCACCGGCUGCAAAGCGAACUGCCGUGCCUGGCGCUUCUGGUCGUCCCACAGGACUGGAUGUUUUCCGUGUUCCCGCCGUCCCUGGUGGACCAGCGGGCACUGCUCUACCCCCAAAUUCAAAGGCCAAGCGACCAUUCCCGCCAGAGCAACUUGGUGAAUUUAAAGAGGCUGUUGAAGGAAACGAUCUCAGCAAAAUCGGGUUAGUCGAGAUCUUAAAGAAACGAUUCCCCAAGGUAUCUAAAGAGACUUUGAAGGCCACCCUUGACCUAGUCGCUGUUCGCGUGGGAGAGCGGGAGGCCGACAAGAAAUGGGUAUGUCGGUGA